AACUUUGCGCUCUCGGAAUGCAGGUCCAAGGACUCAUCCGUUGUACGUUAAUUAUGUGAGAAAAUGCACGAAAAGUUUUACAUCAAGCUGAAAGAAAUUGGAAUGCGUGGCGAACAGAAUAUCCUCAGGGUGUGAGGGGGUUAAGGCGAUGGCAACGCAAUUUACCAUCGAUGACGCGUUUGUGCUUGGAGAUGAGGAAGAGGUAGAAUCAGGAGGUGAAUCGGAAGGAUGGAAAGAGAGAGAAAAGGAAGGGGAAAUGACAUUUGGUCCUUUGUCAUUUUCCAAACCACAGAGUCAUCCUGCCUCUACCACUGGCACUCCGGAGCUCAGUAACCUGAAGUAUCAGAAUCUGGAAAAUGAAGAAGGCCUGGGCAGUACUGGCAAUUCGACAUUUAAUAACUUUUUCAAAAUCAGUGAUCCUGCUACUCUGUCUUACUGUAGCUCGCAGUGGUCUUUUAGUACCCUCAGCUCCGUCACCCAGCUGUCAGCCCGUUGCUGCGGGUGGCUCUCUCAUCCGCUUCUGAAGAAAAACAGAAAAGUGGUUGUUGCCUCAUUCCUCCUCCUCAUUAUUGGAGUUGCCCUGAUCUUCACAGGUAUAGCCAUACAGCUAAAUCCAAAUGCAGGCGUCUCAAGUGCCAUAUUCUUCGUCCCUGGAUUUCUGCUCUUCAUUCCAGGCGUGUAUCACGUGAUUUAUAUAAGCUGUGCUGUUCAGGGACGAAGAGGAUUCAAGUUUUUUUACCUGCCUUACUUUGAGAAGUGACCUCAGUCUUAAAGAACAUAUAGAAAUUCAUCAAAUGGCUUAUGAAUUUGCUGACGUUAGCUUAUAAUUCCCAUGUGCUCUCUCACUUUUUGUAAAACUAAUACCACUACUAACGUUUAAAAACCACUGUCUAAGUUAAAAUGCUUCAUUUUUAAACCAGAUUUUUUUUUCCUUUUUAAAUUUUAAUCACUGUGAUGGAACAAUAAACCUGUUUUUUUUAAUAACUGUUUUGCUCACAGCUUCUUUGAACAUAACAAUGGUUUUACUUGUCCUAAGUAAGUGAAUGGAUAUCAGCAUUUAGAUUCAAAGUGCGUAUGACCCGGUGAAAAACACGCUUACAGAAAAUCUUUAGCUUUUCUGUUGGCAGCAUUGCUUUUCUGAGAGAUGGUUUGGUAUCCGACUGGGUAGUGUUCUUUUACCGUCCACAGAUUAACAACAAAUGUUCCUGUGUACCCAGUCAGUAUUUGGGAAGAGGGAUAAAAAGGUGGUAUGAUGUGUGUUUAAAGGGGAAAUGUCUGGAGUGACCUUAAAUGUGAGAAGAAAAAAAAAAUCCUGGAUGAAAAUGU
This is a messenger RNA of Chanos chanos (milkfish), 1326 nucleotides long. It is a transcript of the gene tmem134, whose product is annotated as transmembrane protein 134. Bases 149 to 760 code for a protein of 203 amino acids. The record is from RefSeq and is a predicted model, not a curated record. The transcript has 8 exons. Lineage: Eukaryota; Metazoa; Chordata; Actinopteri; Gonorynchiformes; Chanidae.